AUGAGUGGGUGCCCGCUCGGGUUCGGCGGGGGCCAGCCGGCCGCGCCCGCGGAGGCCCCCAGCAAGGAGAACACCGCUGUGGAGACGCAGGGCUCCGGGGGCUGCCCCCUCGGGUUUGGCGGCAGCAAGAGCUCAGGCGCCGAGGACGCGCGGAAGUCCGCCCAGGAGAGCGAGGGCGGGGAGAAGAUGCUGGGGGGGUGUCCGCUCGGGUUUACCGGGCCUAAGAAGGAGGCACCCAAGCGCCUGGGACCCCCCCCGCGGUUCCUCGUCAACGUGGGCAACACGGUCGAGGAGAUGAAGGAGAACUUCAAGGUGUUCACGGACAAGGACAACGACCCCGAGAAAGUCGAGGAUUUCAUGGUUGUCGUCGCCAACAUCGUGGCACAAGUCCCGGGCUCAGCCUCCAAGGUCACCGAAGCCGGCAUCCUCGGCCACCUCUCCGACGUCAUCGCGGGCGACCACAUCGCGAACCAAGUCCACGCGCUGCGCUGCGCGGGCGCGAUCAUCCGCCGCCUGCGCUACCCCGCGCGCGCCCUCGCGCGCGGCACCGACUCGGAGCGCAACCUCGUGCAGCGCACCGUCGCGCGCCUCGUCGGCGCCAUGUCCUACCGCGUCGCGCGGCAGACGCUCGUCCUGCUGGCCAUCAUGGCGCAGGAGCCCAGCCUCAAGCCCGAGCUCCUCAAGGCCGGCGCGGCGCCCGUGCUCCAGGUGCCGGGGAAGCGCCUGCUGAGCUGGGACAAGGAGGAGGCGGACGUGAUGGCGUGGCCGUUCGCGCCCAAGGUGGACCAGGCCGAGGACCUCGCGGCGGCGUCGCUGCAGGUGCUGCGCGAGCUGGCCUUCAUGAGCGAGGACACGGCGCGGCACCUGAUGGACAGCGGGGGGCUCCUGGAGAUGACUCAGCAGCUGCUGAUGAUGCGGAAGACGUCGUGCCACGUCAGGCGCGCGGCCGCGGAGCUGGUGGACUCGCUGUCGGUGAUGGGCACGCAGUCGGCGGUGCUCGUCGAGCGGGGGGUGUUGGAGGGGGUGUGUUCGGUCGUGGACGACUCUGCGGCCAAGCUGAGCAAGUACGGGCCUGCGGGGCGGCGGAUGGCGGCGGGCGGGCUGCUGGCGCUGGGGUCGCUGGCGACGACGCAGAAGGGGCGCGACGCGGCGGUGAAGCGCGUGCGGCUCGUCGCGAGCAUGCUGCGGUGGGAGAAGGAGCAGGGGCUGGACGGAGACAACAGCGACGACGAGGGCGAGGAGGAGAUCCGCCUGAAGGACCCCUCCUCGGGCCUUCUGAACCGCGGCAUCCACCUUCUUGGUUUCCUAUGUCAGGAUGACGAGGAAGCAACCAAGGAGGUCAUCAAGGCGGGCGUCGUGCCGCGCGUGAUGGCGUUCGUGCAGAUCCCGCCCAAGUCCGCGGAGGCGGGCACUGGUUCGAAGAAGGGGGGGAGUGAUGCGAAGCAGGCGGACACGGAGCGCGAGGCGGAGGAGUUGAUGAAUACGACCCCCCCCUGCGAGAUGCCCGGCGCGGCGGUGAACGAGGAGGUCGCGGACCAGGGCGGGCUCCGCAACCGCAAGAACCGCAAGGGCGGGAAAGCGGCGCCGGCGCACGACGCGGGGUGCCCCUGCUGUGCCGACGGCGAGGCCAAGCCUGGGGGCUCGCACAAGGCGCGCACGAGCGACCAGGAGGACGCGCGCGCGACGAACGACACCCUCGAGCACGGGUCGGCCUCGGAGAAGGACUCUGCGGCGGAGGCUGCCCUGAAAGAGGCCACGGCCGAGGUUAUCGCGCAGCAGCAGAAGAUCCGCGCGGAAGAGAAGGCGCAGACGGAGCGCGAGGAGCAGUACAAGGAGAUGCUGAGGGAGCUCGCGCGGGGCACGCAGCGGCGCGCGGCGCUGAUGUUCGCGGACGCGCUGGCGUCGACGGCGGCGGGGCGCAAGGAGUUGGUCGCCGACGCGGGGCGCGUGAAGCUGAUCGCGCUGCAGCUGUACUCGCGGGACCCGCUGGCGCGGGAGGCCGUGCUCGGCGUGCUCGUGCGGCUGUGCGAGGCCGACUCCCCGGACAUCAAGGACGCGAAGAAAGAGAAGGCCCUAGUUGGGGUUCGCAAACAGAUCAAGGACCUGAACCUGACGGAGAUGCUGGUGGCGAUCCGCGCGGGCGACGCGCCGGACGCGGCGCCGCCGGAGCAGGCGCUCGCGAAGGCGGUGCUCGCCGCCACGACGCCCAUCCUGCGCAACGCGCUGGCGGUGUCGGCGCUGCUGACGCUGCUCGGGGCGCUGCUGGCCAUGAUCGGGGAGUCGUACGGGUGCCUCUCGUUCCUGCUCGUGGCCUUCCUGCAGGACCACAUGUUCAAGGCGCACCAGUUCUUCCCGGCAACGCUGCACUUUGCCGCUGUCGCGGCCUGCCGCCUGUCGUGGAAGUACAUGACGGCGGGCAACAUGGGCACGCUGACGGCGUGCCUGACGCUCGGCUUGCUGUACGGUGUGCUGUGGGCGUCCGGCACGCUCACGAAGCGGCAGGUCCGCUCGCUGGCGCCGUAUGGGAUGGCGACGUUGGUGGUGCAGGGGUCGAUGGGGUGGCCGGUUGCCAUGGUGGCGCACAACCAGCUCUGGUUUGUCGGGGAGAUGUUCUUCGGGAUGUAG
Messenger RNA from Pedinophyceae sp. YPF-701, 2625 nucleotides. The record is from the annotation of a GenBank genome assembly. Lineage: Eukaryota; Viridiplantae; Chlorophyta; Pedinophyceae.